GAAUACUGCUUGAAGUUCUAGAACCGUAUAUUCUUGAAGAUAAAAUAACAGACCUUCCACCGGAAGUAAUGAAAGACCUUGUCACUCAUUAUCGCAAUCGUGGUAUGCUUCAACGAGUAGAAGAAUGCAUAUGGCACAUUAAUCCACAAUGCUUGGACAUUGAUCAAGUGGUUAAACUUUGUCGUAGCGAAAAACUCUACGACGCUUUAACCUAUGUUUGGAAUCGAUCUAUGGUUGAUUAUGUGAGUCCAGCGGUUGAACUUCUCGCAGUUAUUAGAAAAAUUGUAAUUUUAGAAAAAAGAAAAAAGAAGAAGAAUCGAUUUUCUAUCUCAAGUGGUUCUAACAAUAGUCUAAUUGAACCAAAUAUCCUCGAUGGUGAGGAUUUAGAGACUAUGAAAAUGAACGCUCGUAAAUUUUACACGUAUAUGAGUAAUAUCUUAACUGGACAUACGUAUCCAAAUGGUGCACCGCUUAACGAAGUAGAAGCCAAUGAAGCUCGAACGACUCUAUAUUCCUUUAUAUUUUCUGGUCGAUGUGUGGUAUGGCCUAGGCAAGGUGGUAAACUAAUACUGACUGCCGAAGAUGAAAUAAAUGGACCUGAGCCUACCUAUCCAUACCUUCGACUAUUCUUACGAUUUGACACAAAAGCUUUUCUACAAGCUUUAGAAAUUGCAUUUGAGGAUUCUUAUUUGAAUGGUGUUGAAAUUAUUAUGAACGGUGAUGAUUAUUAUGAGGAGGAAAUACCAGGAAAAAUUAUUAAUCGGCAAUUAUUAGUCAAUAUAUUGCUCGAAGUAAUGACGUCCGGAUUUCCGGAGACCUCGGAAUUCACACAAACGGAUAUGUCAUACCUAUACUGCUUUGUGGCUCGUAAUCUAUCAAAAUAUCCACAAUUCCUUCUACUUUCACCAUCUUCAAUACAAAGUUUGUUAAUAAAACUCAGCAACGACAAUGAUCUACGUACACGGGAAGAGCGACAGCUUUCUGUGGAAUGUCUGUUGUCUAUUUAUACACCUCAAGAUGAAAGUAGAAUGGUCUUAUUAUAUGAAGAUGCUGGGUUUUGGAGAGUUUUAGAACAUGUAUAUAAAGCUGAGAAAAAAUACGGAUUAUUAAUUACGACUUAUUUAAAAGAUCCAGAUCGAAAAAUUGAAGUUUUCGAUUGUAUAAGAGGAUUGUUGAAUCCUUGUAGUAAACUUACCGAAAAACAACAUCUGGAAGUCUUAGAAACAAUUAUGUCACACAUUGAAGAAAUUGUUGAUAUCGAUGGUGAACAAACAGCUUCAAUAAUAAAAAUGUACUUUGAUGGUGAUCAUCAAACCGUAAUUAAAAGCUUGGGAUCGUCUUCAGCCCGUCUUUUCACAUAUUUAAGAGGACUUUUAGAGCCAUCGCAGGACGAUGCCAUAAUUGGGGAACAUGCUAGGAUACAAAUGGUCGAAGAACAAGUAAUCUCGACCGAAUCAUCAUUAGAUCCGUCAAUAAUUACACCAGAUAUUCAUGAACUAUAUAUUUCUCUCCUAUGUAAAUUUGAUCCCACUGGUGUAUACCAUUAUUUACAAACUCAUCAAGAUGCCUAUCGAUUAGAAAAAGUUUUACCUAUUUGCGAAUCCGCUGGUAUUGUCGAUGCGGUGGUAUGGAUUUUAGAAAAAAGUGGCAAUGCCAUGGGUGCACUUGAUAAAAUUUUAGAAAUUGUCCAAGAAAAAAGGCUGGACAUUCUUGCAUUGGUUGAAGAGAAAAAAGAUUCAAGGGAUGACCAAUGGACAUUAAUUGAAAAAACCAAGAUUGAAACAUCUUUAAUGAAAUUGAAAGGUGUUCUCAAAAUUGGAAUUCUUUUAUGUGAGAAUAGUUAUCGACGUGCAACAUUGACUAAUGGUUCUGAAGUUUUAGCGUUACCUCAAAUGAGCCGUGCUAAUGAAAGUGAAACAGAGUUAUUAUGGUUCAAACUUUUAGAUACAUUUUUGGAUGCCACUAAAGCCGUAUCUUCAAGUGUAAUACCACCGAUUCCUACGAUGAUGUCAGAAAAACUUUUAGCUAAUGGACAGCUAUCUUCAUUUGAAAUGCCUAGAUCAGCCAUACCACCUCACAUUGCUAAUCAUCUGGUCACAACAUUUAAAUCGUACGUUCAAUCUAUCGUGAGAUCUCUACUUUUGGCAACAUCAUCGCCUUACGUUUCUUUCCCAAGACUAUUGCUUCGAUUUAUACAAUCACAAGCCAAAAGAAAUAGUACCGUCUCGGACUUUCGGGACAUUUUUGCAGGAAUGAUUGAUACAUAUAAAUAUGAAGGUCAGUUGCUGGCUAUGACCAACCGACUAUUUGAAAAGGACUUGUUCAGGGGUGUAGCAGGUGUUGUACGACAGCGUGGUAAAGGCUGGCGUCCUCGUAGGGGGACGUGUGAGGUGUGUGGGGGCCAGUUCUGGGGAACGGACAUGAACCCACUGACCCUCCGCACAGCACCUGGUAGAGGUUCAUCCGAAAAAGAAACGACCCAUUCAUCAACUAUAUCCAACCCUGCCAAUAUUGCAGAUGCCAUAACAUCCGAAGAAGAAACUCCUUACGAUAUCGAACAUGCCAUAACGAACAUGGAACUACCAGAAGAUCAAGGUGAUCUUCAAUCGGUAUUAGACCAGUCUGAUGAAGCUUCAACCUCACAAAACUCUCUAUUUCCAUUACCAUCAUCCCCCAAGCAACAACCAACGUCUCCAACGGUUCAAGAAAAUGACUUACUACUUUUCCGCUGUGGUCACGGAUAUCAUCGUAGAUGUCUUGAAACUGAAGCAAAUGUCAGUACUGAAGAUGAAUCGGAAACAAAGUGUACAGUAUGUCAGACUGAACGACGAAGAGAAAGCAUAAUUCCACUUGAAAUUAGGCGUGGUUCGCUGGAUAACUCGACAGGAAAAAACAAGGGCAAAGAUAGGCUU
Messenger RNA from Dentiscutata heterogama, 2912 nucleotides. NCBI's taxonomy places the organism in Eukaryota, Fungi, Glomeromycota, Glomeromycetes, Diversisporales, Gigasporaceae. The record is from the annotation of a GenBank genome assembly.